Molecule: messenger RNA, 705 nt
Organism: Lathyrus oleraceus (garden pea)
Lineage: Eukaryota; Viridiplantae; Streptophyta; Magnoliopsida; Fabales; Fabaceae
Exons: 3
Coding region: 1-705 (234 amino acids)
Source: RefSeq, a predicted model, not a curated record
AUGUCUGCUUCAGAGCUGAUUGAGCUGAAGAAACAGUUAGAGGAUCUUCCUGAGAAGAAGUUUGUUCGAUCGAGUGUUUCACUGUGGGAAGCGUCGGUGUUAUUAGUUAUGAAAGAAUAUGGUAGCAUGAGAUUGUAUGUUGACUAUCAACAAAUGAACAAGGUUACUAUCAAGAAUAAGUAUCCACUUCUUAGAAUUGCUGACUUGAUGGAUCAGCUGGUUGGUGCUUGCGGGUUUAGCAAGAUUGAUUUGCAUUCAGAUCAGUUCAUGGUUGUGCUCAUCGAUGAUAUUUUGAUUUAUUCAAAGUCAUAUGAAGAGCAUGUGAAUCAUGUGAGAAUUGUGUUGCAAACCUUGAAAGAGAAAAAGUUGUAUGUGAAGUUAUCUAAGUGUGAGUUAUGGUUCAAAAAAGUGAGUUUCCUUGAUCAUGUGAUGUCUAGUGGUGGUAUCACAGUGGAUCCAUCGAAGAUAGAUGCAAUGUUGCAAUGGGAGACUCUGAAGUCUGUUACUGGGAUCAGAAGUUUUCUUGGUUUGGCUGGUUACUACAGAAGUUUUAUCGAAGGCUUUUUGAAGAUAAGUCUAGGUGGUGCAUUGAUGAAAAAUAUUCAGGUUGUGGCUUAUGCUUAUAGGCAGUUGAAAUUUCAUGAGAAUAAUUAUCCUGCGCAUGAUCUAGUGUUGGCAGAUGUGGUGUUCGUGUUGAAAAUUUAG